Populus euphratica (Euphrates poplar) is the source of this 1643-nucleotide messenger RNA. RefSeq names its product TMV resistance protein N-like. Lineage: Eukaryota; Viridiplantae; Streptophyta; Magnoliopsida; Malpighiales; Salicaceae. The coding region runs from base 215 to 1132 and encodes 305 amino acids. The record is from RefSeq and is a predicted model, not a curated record. The transcript is spliced from 2 exons. Gene Ontology annotation, biological process: signal transduction.
GGCGGCGGAUCCCAACCUAAAAAGUCUUCCCAUCGUGUUUCCGUGUCUCUCCAUUCGCAUCGGGAAAUCCCAUCCUUCUAGUUUCGUCAUUUCUUAUUCACCAACCAGUCCACUGGGAUUUUAAAACUCAAUUUUCACUCCAUUCCCACCGGAAACUUCCAUCUUUCUCAUAUUCCAGUUUAGUUUCGGCAUUUUUUAUUCACCAAUCAGUCCAAUGGAUUUGUUCUCACUUAUCAAUCUGUUGAUGCUUCUCCUCUCCAGAAAGGAUAACGAUGUUUUCUUGAGUUUUAGCCACCAUGACAUUGGCAAGAAUUUUGGUGAUCAUCUCUACAAAGACCUCAAUUCUGCUGGGAUUCGCACUCUUAGAGAUGAUGGUGGAAUCUACGCAGGACAAAAGUCUGAUAUCAAGAAACCUAUACAGGAAUCCAGGAUAUCGGUUGUUGUGUUCUCUAAAGGCUAUGCUUCUUCAACAAAGUGCCUGGACCAGCUUGUGCACAUCAUGGAUGCCAGGAAUAAAACUGGGCUCGUUGUGCUUCCCGUUUUUUAUAACGUUGAUCCGUCGGAGGUCAGUGAACAGAAAGGGUUGUUUGAAGAAGCAUUUGCUAAACACGAAAAGAGCUUCCAUAAGGAAAUGGCUAGAGUGGAAAGUUGGAGGGCCGCUCUUAAAGAAGCCGCAGACCUGGCAGGAAUGGUGCUGCAGCAAGACAGCUUCCGCGGCAAAGACACUCGCAGGAACUUCACCGACCACCUGUACAAAGCGUUAUCUAGAGAAGGGAUUCCCACUUUCAGAGACGACGAUGGAAUACGGAGAGGAGAGAACAUUGAGUUAGAAAUCAAGAAAGCAGUUCAAGAAACAAAACUAUCCAUUAUUGUGUUUUCUAAAGAGUACGCUUCUUCGAGAUGGUGUCUUGACGAGCUAGAGAUGAUCAUGGAACGUAGAAGAACUGUUGGGCACAUAGUGUUUCCAGUUUUCUACGAUGUUGAUCCAUCUGAGGUGGGGACCCAAACAGGGAGGUAUGGUGAAGAGUUUGCUAAGCAUGAGAUACAUUUCAAGGACCGGGUGGAGGGGUGGAGGAAGGCUCUUAAAGAAGUUGCAUACAUGGAAGGAAUGGUCUUAGAAGACGGGUACUAGCUUCUUUUUUUCUUCGAAAUUUAUUACAUCGGUAGCUUAUAUUUUUGAACCAGCUAAGCAUUUAGGAAUACUUAAUUUGACCUUGAUCAUUCGAUACACGAACAUCACGGUUGAGCCACGUAGCUAGGCGGUUGUUUUUUCUUGGUAGUUAACAUGUGAGAAGACAUUCAAUUACCUGGAACCAUGAUUGCCAACUAUCCUAGGGGAAAAGAGUUUGACGAGAAUGAAAGAAAUCUUGCAACUUACUGGAGAAACGAUGACAUUGAAGGGAUGUUGUUGGACAUUUCAGAAAUUAUUUUUGAAAGUAAAUUAAAUUCCAGAGUCUUCGCAAGGAAAUCCAAACUCAGAUUGCUCAGGAUUUAUAAUUCUGGUGUUCAAAAUAACUGUAAAGUGCACCUUCCUCAGGGCUGGCGUCAAGUUCCUUUCAUAGGAGAUGAGAUGCUGCACUGGGAUGAAUAAUUGUUUUUGGUUCUUUAUGAUAACUACAAGACGCUAUCAUUUAGAGAGGAAA